Molecule: messenger RNA, 4664 nt
Organism: Elgaria multicarinata webbii
Lineage: Eukaryota; Metazoa; Chordata; Lepidosauria; Squamata; Anguidae
Gene: ABL2
Product: ABL proto-oncogene 2, non-receptor tyrosine kinase
Exons: 11
Coding region: 2-3655 (1217 amino acids)
Biological process (GO): protein phosphorylation; regulation of apoptotic process
Molecular function (GO): protein binding; ATP binding; non-membrane spanning protein tyrosine kinase activity
Source: RefSeq, a predicted model, not a curated record
GAUGGGCCAGCAGGUGGGCCGCGUCGGAGAGCCGGGCGCCGCCGCCGCCGCCGCGCUCCAGCAGCAGCAGCAGCAGCAGCAACCGCCGCAGCAACAGCCGCCGCCGCCUCUUUCCCAGCCGCAGCCCCAACCUAGGGGGCUCCGAGGCAGCAGCAGCAGCAGCAGCAGCGGCGCGACCAGGCCCGCCAGCCGGAGGCGAGAGGCGGCCGCUCCCCGAGGCACCGAGAGCGGCUUCAAUAUUUUCACCCAGCACGAGGCUCUGCACCGCCCCUAUGGUUGUGACACUGAACCCCAGGCACUGAAUGAAGCCAUCAGGUGGAGCUCCAAGGAGAACCUGCUUGGAGCCACUGAGAGCGACCCCAAUCUUUUUGUUGCACUUUAUGAUUUCGUAGCAAGUGGUGAUAACACACUCAGCAUCACCAAAGGUGAAAAGCUACGUGUACUGGGUUACAACCAGAAUGGUGAAUGGAGUGAGGUACGCUCUAAGAAUGGGCAGGGAUGGGUGCCAAGUAACUACAUCACCCCAGUGAACAGCCUGGAAAAACAUUCCUGGUAUCAUGGACCAGUGUCACGCAGUGCAGCUGAGUAUCUGCUGAGCAGCCUAAUUAAUGGCAGCUUCUUAGUUCGGGAAAGUGAGAGCAGUCCAGGACAACUGUCCAUCUCGCUCAGGUACGAGGGACGUGUUUACCACUACAGGAUCAAUACCACCACAGAUGGCAAGGUGUAUGUGACAGCUGAAAGCCGCUUCAAUACGUUAGCAGAGUUAGUUCACCAUCACUCAACAGUAGCUGAUGGACUGGUGACAACCUUGCACUACCCAGCACCAAAGUGCAAUAAGCCCACAGUAUAUGGAGUGUCUCCCAUCCAUGACAAGUGGGAGAUGGAACGAACAGAUAUCACCAUGAAGCACAAGCUCGGAGGAGGACAGUAUGGUGAAGUGUAUGUUGGGGUAUGGAAGAAAUACAACCUCACAGUUGCUGUGAAAACACUCAAGGAAGAUACUAUGGAGGUGGAGGAGUUCUUGAAAGAAGCUUCUGUUAUGAAGGAAAUCAAGCAUCCAAACUUGGUGCAGUUAUUAGGUGUGUGCACUCUGGAACCCCCUUUUUACAUAGUGACAGAAUACAUGCCCUAUGGGAACCUGUUGGACUACCUGCGCGACUGUAAUCGGGAUGAAGUGACUGCUGUUGUUCUGCUGUAUAUGGCUACGCAGAUAUCCUCUGCUAUGGAGUACCUGGAGAAGAAAAACUUCAUCCACAGGGAUCUAGCAGCCCGCAAUUGUUUGGUUGGAGAAAAUCAUGUAGUGAAAGUGGCUGACUUUGGAUUAAGCAGACUGAUGACUGGAGACACAUACACAGCUCAUGCUGGAGCAAAAUUUCCUAUCAAGUGGACCGCCCCUGAGAGUCUGGCCUACAACACAUUCUCAAUCAAAUCAGAUGUUUGGGCCUUUGGAGUAUUGUUGUGGGAGAUUGCCACUUAUGGGAUGUCACCCUAUCCUGGCAUUGACCUCUCUCAGGUUUAUGAUCUGCUGGAGAAAGGUUACCGGAUGGAACAGCCUGAAGGUUGCCCCCCAAAAGUCUAUGAACUUAUGAGAGCAUGCUGGAAAUGGAAUCCCCUAGACAGGCCUUCAUUUGCCGAGACUCACCAAGCCUUUGAAACAAUGUUCCAUGAUUCCAGCAUCUCUGAAGUGCCUCUCGUUAGCACCCAGAUCUACUUUCCUCUUCCCUUGCUGCUCUCUGUUCCAACUAUUCCCCUGACGUUUCUUACAGAAGUGGCAGAAGAACUUGGAAGGACAGCGUCCUCUUCAUCCAUAGUUCCUUAUUUGCCCCGAUUACCCAUGCUUCCUUCCAAGACCCGGACGUUGAAAAAACAAGCAGAAAACAAAGAGAAUAUUGAAGGAGCCCAGGAGACUGUAGAGCAUUCUGCUUCCAGCUCUGCACCAGGUUUUAUCAGAAGCACACAGCAGACCAGUGGAUCCCCAGCACUACCUCGCAAGCAGAGAGACAAGUCACCCAGUGGCUUAUUGGAGGACCCCAGAGAGACAACCUUCACCAGAGACAGAAAAGGUGGUUUCUUUAGCUCUUUCAUGAAGAAGAAAAAUGCCCCAACGCCUCCAAAACGCAGCAGCUCUUUCCGCGAGAUGGAAAAUCAGCCUCAUAAGAAGUAUGAGUUGACGGGUAACUUUUCGGCAGUGGGUCCUUUGCAGCAUAUUGAUGGGUUUUCUUUUACCCCCUCCCAGCAGGAUGGAAACCUUUGCUCAUCCAAGUGCUACGUUGGAGGCUUUGCACAGCGGAACUUCUGUGGUGGUGAUGAUGGUGGUGGCGGCGGCGGCGGCACUAGCAGUAGUGGAGGCACAAGCACCGGCAGUGGGUGGUCAGGCAUCACAGGCUUCUUCACCCCACGCCUUAUUAAAAAGACCCUGGGUUUGCGAGCUGGGAGGCCCACAGGUGGAGAAGAAGCUGCAAAACCUUUCCCCCGGUCCAACUCGACAUCUUCCAUGUCCUCAGGCCUUCCUGAGCAGGAGAGAAUGGCCAUGACCCUUCCCCGAAAUUGCCACCGGUCAAAAGUCCAGCUGGAAAGGACAGUAUCCACCUCCUCUCAGCCGGAGGAAAAUACAAGCAAGUCUAGUGACUUGCUCCCUAAAAGGUGUGAAGAACUCCCUACUCUGACCAGAGACAGACCAAAAGCCAAACUUUUGCCAAGAGGUGCCACAGCUGUUCCCCUCAGGACCCCUUCCGUGGAUGUUGCUAUUUCAGAGAAGGACCUUCAGGGGCCAACAGCAACUGCAAGCCUGAAGAGUAAAGAGAAGAACAAUAGUACACGUCAAGGGUCCGUAGAAGGUGAAGAAAAGUCAGGCUGGCCUUCUCCAGCCAAGGCUGCAGCAAUACUUCCAACCACUCACAACCACAAAGUGCCCGUCCUCAUCUCGCCCACUCUAAAGCAUACUCCAGCCGAUGUGCAGCUCAUUGGCACAGACUCUCAGGGGAAUCGGUUCAAGCUCUUAUCUGAGCAUCAGGUCACUGCUUCCAGUGACAGGCCCAGGCGGAUAAAACCAAAGUGCGCUCCACCACCACCACCAGUCAUGAGGCUGCUACAUCAGCCUCCCGCAUGCUCGGAUACAACAGACGAAUUGAAUAAUGGAGCGUUGGUACAGCAUGGGCAAGAAGCAGGUGAGGGCAGCAAAAAGGCAGUAGCGGCACCUGCCGGUGGAAAAGCUGGAAGGCCCAUAAUGCCUCCACCUCAAAUGCCUCUGUCACUGUCUUCCACCUCACCUGCCAAAAUAGCAAAUGGCACAGCAGGAGCCAAAGUAGCGCUGAGAAAGACCAAACAGACUGCUGAGAGAAUCUCAGCAGACAAAAUCAGCAAAGAGGCGCUGCUGGAAUGUGCGGACCUCCUCUCGAGUGCCAUUGCAGAGCCCACCACCAACAGCCAGCUGGUGGACACGGGGCACCAGCUACUAGAUUACUGCUCAGGCUACGUGGACUGCAUCCCCCAAACACGCAACAAGUUUGCGUUCCGGGAAGCUGUGAGCAAACUGGAACUCAGCCUGCAGGAGCUGCAGGUGUCCUCAACAGCUGCUAGCGUGCCUGGAGCAAAUCCUGUACUUAAUAACUUAUUGUCUUGUGUUCAAGAAAUCAGUGAUGUUGUCCAGAGGUAGCUACUGUCAAAAAUCUGGUUAGGAAGAAAAAUGUACACAAGAAUGGAGGGAGAAGGGUCAGGAUAACCUCUGAUUUCCCUCCUCCCCCUCCUACGUUGAUGCUUUUGAAUGGAAAGACUGAUACUUGAGUAAGUUUUAUGUGAAGUACCUCAGAUCACUGAGCUGUCAUGUUUACAGGUUCAUCUCAGUACAUGGGGCAGAUGGGAGGGAAGCCAAGCUUUAUGGGGAGUCACAUGAUUGCAGCUGAGAAGGGCAGAAUGUCAAGAAAUCACCCUAGCCAGAAAAUGCAUCAACGAAAGGGGAGCUUGUGCUCUCAUUCUGCUUCCAGGAGGCAGGAGAAUUGUUUUGGGAAGGACCUGCUGUUCUCUGUGAUGCUACCCAGUUGACCAGAAUUAUUGGGGACGGGGUGGGGGUUCCGUUUCUGCACUACUGCAUGUUUUGACCUCCUGAGAUCAUGGCGGAAAGGUUCAGAGGCUCCUUUGGAACUGGGGUCGACUGAUCUUUACAAGAAGAAGAGGAUUCGUUUUGGUGAAGGUCCAUUGUGUUAAAAUGAUGUUUGGAGCUGCAGGAAGUGGAUGCAUUAGUCCUCCUGGCAGAACCUCCGCAGUGCGUUUUGCUGCUGCAAUGAGAAAUGCUAAAACUGAGCUGAUAGAUGAAACGCACCCCUUUUGCCAUCCUCCUCACAUCUUUGACCACCCACACAUCCACUCCUUCACAGCUUCGUGAGUGAUGGUUGGGCAGACUUGCCACUGGAUUUCACACAAUCACACCCCACACUCAAACUAGCUAUCAUCACCAUUUUGGUAGUGUAGCAUGGGUAUCUAACCUGGGAAUCACUUGAGUAGUUAGGGGCUGUAGCACAAAUUUACCAGCAUGUGUCCAAAAGCUGUUACAUUAUGUCUGUUUUUUGAACUUUGGUACACCAUUGGCCCUUUUCUUUUGAUAAACUUUGAGGGGCCGCCCUGGAUUAAAGGCAUUGCAGAAUGCUGCUGCUGCUCUCUACAUUCCU